GUAGCUCUGCUGACAUUUCCUCUCCACCCUCUCUCUUUCCCUCUCUCUGACACACACACACUCCCCGUCAGGCUGCCAUGCUGGUGCUGUGGAGUGUGUAUUCAGCCUCUUGACUGCCUAGCUGAUUGUGUGUCUGUCUGUCUGUCUGUCUGUCUGUCUGUCUGUCUGUCUGUGUGGCUCAGCUAGUCUCCUGUGGGUUUGCCAAAGCAGCGCCUCACAGCGCAUCCUGUAGCAACAUGUUUCGACGCACGAAAAGUUGCCGGACCAGUAACCGGAAGAGCCUCAUUCUAACCAGUACAUCACCCACUCUCCCUCGACCACACUCACCUCUCCCUGGACACAUAGGAAGUAGUCCAUUGGACAGCCCAAGGAACUUCUCCCCCAGUGGCCCUGCCCACUUCUCAUUUGCCUCCUCUAGAAGGGCGGACGGUCGAAGAUGGUCCCUGGCCUCUCUCCCCUCCUCUGGAUAUGGCACCAACACACCCAGCUCAACGUCCUCCUCCUCGUCACAGGAGCGGCUGCACCAGCUGCCCUUCCAGCCCACCAUGGAUGAGCUGCACUUCCUGUCCAAGCACUUCGGCAGCACCGAGAGCAUCACCGACGACGACGGGGGCCGCCGCUCGCCACAUGUUCGCCCCCGCUCCCGCAGCCUAAGCCCGGGGCGCUCACCGUCUUGCUAUGACAACGAGAUAGUAAUGAUGAACCAUGUCUACAAGGAGCGCUUCCCCAAGGCUACAGCCCAGAUGGAGGAGCGUCUGUCAGAGUUCAUCCAGAACUUCUCCCCGGAGAGCGUGCUGCCGCUGGCUGACGGGGUCCUCAGCUUCAUCCACCACCAGAUAGCAGAGCUGUCCAGAGACUGCCUGACCAAAUCACAGGACGGACUCAUCACAACGGUGUAUUUCUUUGAGCUGCAGGAGAAUCUGGAGAAGAUGCUCAACGACGCCUAUGAGCGUUCUGAGAGCUCUGAGUUGACCUUCAUCACUGAGCUGGUCAAAAAGCUCUUCAUCAUCAUAUCUCGUCCCGCCCGGCUUCUGGAAUGUCUGGAGUUCAACCCAGAGGAGUUCUAUCACCUGCUGGAGGCAGCGGAGGACCACGCCAAGGAGGGACACCUGAUGAAGACGGACAUCCCUCGCUACAUCAUCAGCCAGCUGGGUCUGACCCGGGACCCUCUGGAGGACAUUGUGAGCAUGGACAACUACUAUGACAGUGAAGGUCCCCACACCCCAGAGCCAGACGAUUCUGCAGAGGGGAAGAUGAAAGCCAUGAAGCCGCCAAGUGAAGAAGACUUUCAAACCAUCAAGCUGAUCAGCAACGGAGCAUAUGGUGCGGUGUACCUGGUACGUCACAGGGAGACCCGUCAGCGUUUUGCCAUGAAGAAGAUCAACAAGCAGAACCUGAUCCUGAGGAACCAGAUCCAGCAGGCCUUUGUAGAGAGAGACAUCCUGACCUUCGCUGAGAACCCCUUCGUGGUCUCCAUGUUCUGCUCCUUCGAGACUCGCAGGCACCUCUGCAUGGUCAUGGAGUAUGUUGAAGGGGGAGACUGUGCCACUCUGCUGAAGAACAUUGGGGCGCUGCCCGUGGAACUCACCAAAAUGUACUUUGCAGAGACCGUGCUGGCACUGGAGUACCUACACAACUAUGGCAUCGUGCACCGAGACCUCAAGCCUGACAAUCUUCUGAUCACCUCUAUGGGCCACAUCAAGCUGACCGACUUUGGCCUGUCUAAGAUGGGUCUAAUGAGCCUCACCACCAACCUGUACGAGGGACACAUCGAGAAGGACGCACGCGAGUUCCUGGACAAACAGGUGUGUGGCACCCCAGAGUACAUAGCCCCGGAGGUGAUCCUGAGACAGGGCUAUGGGAAGCCGGUGGACUGGUGGGCCAUGGGCAUCAUCCUCUAUGAGUUCUUAGUGGGCUGUGUGCCCUUCUUUGGAGACACGCCUGAGGAGCUCUUUGGACAGGUCAUCACAGAUGACAUAGUGUGGCCUGAUGGAGAUGAGGUCCUGCCAGCUGAUGCCCAGGGACUGAUAUCAACCCUGCUACAGACCAAUCCACUGAUGAGGCUGGGUACAGGGGGAGCGUUUGAGGUGAAGCAGCACUCGUUCUUCUCUGACCUGGACUGGAACAGUCUACUGAGACAGAAGGCAGAGUUCAUACCUCACCUGGAGUCAGAAGAGGACACCAGCUACUUCGACACCCGUUCAGAUCGUUAUCACCACAUCAAUGCGUACGAUGAGGAUGACACCAAUGAUGAUGAUGAGCCUGUUGAGAUCAGACAGUUCUCCUCCUGCUCCCCUCGCUUCAGCAAGGUGUACAGCAGCAUGGAGCACCUGUCCCAGUUGGAGCAGAAGGCCCCCUCAGUGACUCGACGGGAACACAAGGGCUCCCGGGAGGACAACAGGGGGAAGAGAGAGAGUCUGGGAAGCUUCCCUAUCAGGGACAAGAGCUGGAGAACCGGUUCACCUGAGAUGAAGCGUCUGUCCGGUUCUGAGUCCCUCUACAUGGACGGUGACUCCAGCCCUCCCCUCGGGGCCCGGCGCCGUUUCUCCGCCCUCAUGGACACGCAUCGCUUCGCCUCACAGCAGGAGGACAACCCAGCCCUGACACGCCAGCCCCCUGUCAAGGCCAGGGGGACUUCACUGGAGGUGGCCUCCGUUCCCUCCACACCCCCCUCCACCCCCAGCACCACCCCUGACCCAAAGGAGGAACAUGUAGGAGAGAAACCACCAAGCCCAGGUGAGACUCUGGGAGCCACGCCCACUCCAUCCACUACUCCUGGACCUACAUCAGCCAGUAGGGAGCUGGGGGCAGGACCUGUGUAUGACCCCCUGGGCCCCCGGGCCACGAAUGACCUGGUCCUCCGCAGGGCGAGACACCAGCAGAUGUCUGGAGACACAGGGGAGAAGAGGAACUCACGGCCUGGCAACAAGGUUAUCAAGUCAGCCUCGGCCACAGCCCUGUCUGUCAUCAUACCUGCAGUAGACCAGUACGUCCACAGUCACAGCUCCCCCUUGGCCAGCCCCAUGUCCCCUCGCUCCCUGUCUUCCAACCCCUCCUCCCGGGACUCGUCACCCAGCCGUGACUACUGUCCGGCCCCUGCCGUCAGCGUGCUGCGCUCUCCCAUCACCAUCCACCGCUCAGGGAAGAAGUACGGAUUUACCCUCAGGGCGAUACGGGUCUACAUGGGAGAUACGGAUGUUUACAGUGUCCAUCACAUCAUCUGGCACGUGGAGGAUGGAGGCCCCGCCCAGGAAGCAGGACUGUGUGCUGGUGACCUCAUCACCCAUGUGAAUGGGGAGUCUGUCCACGGAUUGGUCCACACGGAAGUGGUGGAACUCAUUCUAAAGAGUGGCAACAAGGUGACAGUGACCACCACACCGUUUGAGAACACCUCCAUCAAGGUGGGCCCGGCACGCAAGUCCAACUACAAGUGCAAGAUGGCCCGACGCAAUAAGAGGCCCAUCGGCAAAGAGGGACAAGAGAGUAAGAAGCAUAGCUCUCUGUUCAGGAAGAUCACUAAACAGUCUAACCUGCUCCACACCAGCCGCAGCCUGUCCUCUCUGAACCGCUCUCUGUCGUCCAGUGACAGUCUACCAGGUUCUCCCUCCCACAACCUGUCAGCCCGCUCCCCUACACAGCAGGGAUACAGGUCCACACCUGAGUCCUCCUACCUGGGUGUGUCCUCUCAGAGCAGCUCUCCUGCCUCCAGCACCCCCAACUCCCCUGCCGCCUCCCAGCACAUGCGCCCCAGCUCCCUGCACGGCCUCUCCCCCAAGCUCCACCGCCAGUACCGCUCGGCCCGCUGCAAGUCCGCCGGCAACAUCCCCCUCUCCCCCUUAGCCCACACACCAUCCCCCACCCAGUCCUCCCCUCCCCCACUACCGGGCCACACCAUCGGUAGCUCCAACACCACCCAGACCUUCCCUGCCGGGGCAAAGCUCCACUCAUCACCACCUGUGGUCCGCCCCAGGCCCAAGUCCGCCGAGCCGCCCCGUUCCCCACUCCUCAAGAGGGUCCAGUCGGCAGAGAAGCUCACCUCGCCGCUGUCUCAUUCCCAGUCGUCGAGUGGUGGGGUGGGAGGGCCUCUGAGGAAACACAGCCUGGAGGUCCAGCACUCUGACUUGUACCGCAAGGACCAGUUCCACUGUUGCGAGCUGGGGCUCCAGAGUUUGUUGGAGACGGAAGGGGAGAAUCUACCACCUCCGAACCCCCCACUGCUGCCCUCCGCCCCAGGCUCCCAGGGUUCAUCUACAGGGGCAACUACCACGACACCAGAGACGGGGGUGCUCAAGCCGAUGAGGAAGUUAGGGAGGCAAGAGUCGCCGCUGAGUAGGGAUACACUGCUGGCUGGUAGGGAAAGGGAAAGAGAGAGAGAGAGGAAGAGAGAGAGAGAAAGGUCGAGGGAGAGGGUGGGAGAGAUCAUUAUGGCUUAUAGCAACAGGACAACAACCGUCCCAGAGAGGUCACCUAACCGAGGAGGAGGAGCCACAACAGAUAAUCACCAAUCAAUAGCUAGAAAACCCUCAACCAGUGAGCAUACCUUUAGCCCUCAGAGUAGCCCCACCUACAGAGCCCAAUCCAGCCAAUCGCCAAAUCUGGAUUCCAUCAAAACUACAAGUCCCAAAACUACAAGUCCCAUUACUCCCACUGGGUCACCAGGCAUAUUUAGGGGCCAUCCAGAAGGAGCAGAGAAGAGCCAGCGUCAGACAAACAUGUCUAUCAAGCAACAGAGCCUCCGAACGGCCGUGAGUACAAGCCCUCUCAGCCAAGACUCCCAGGAGAAUUACGGGGAGGACAGAGCGGAACCAAAGCUAAAUGGAGACAAUAAGGUGUGUCCACCUCCAAGGCCCAGCAUGCCCUGUGGGGGCCCUCUAGGGAGAGGCACUAGUCCAGACAGAGGCAUGGGUAUGGGUGGAUCAUCAAUAACGUCAGGGUCUACAGGUAUGUUCAAGGCUAGUAGUAAACCAUCAGGAAUAGUAGGAGAGAGCCUGAGAAAGAAUGGAGCCGAGAACAAUGGCUCUCCAAGAACUUCAGAACUGGGGUUGAGAAGCCCCAAAAGCCCCAAACCUCCAGCCAGGGCCCUGGCUCCAGCUGUCCCACCCCACGGACAACCCCUCUCCCUGGGCAAGGUGAGGCAGGGCCUGGGGCCUGUCAACUGCUACCGAGGGACCCUGGACUGGGAGGAUAAAUGUCGGCUGGAGGUAGUGGAAGAACACUCUCCAUCCCCCUCCCCCUCCCCCACAGGCGUCACCCCCUCGCUCUGCGCACCCUCCUUCUGUCCAGGCAGGUCCAGGCCUGUUUCCCCCGGCGACAAGACCAGCUUUGUCACCCAGCUGACCAGUGCCGCUAAAUUGGUCCUGGGGCCUAUAAAGGGGUCAAUGGUGUCCCAGUCCCAGGAGGGGCCCAAGGGGAAGGAGCUGAAAGACAUGCCCAAGCCGGGUGAGGAGAAGCAAGGUGCCUCGGCAGGAAAGUCUGAGGCUUCGUCCGGACUCGGAGUCCGGAUGGUUGGCGGUGGCACCACAGUGACCCAAAGUCCAGCUAACUCUGUUCCUCAGUCUGAUAAGGUGAACACAGGUAGCCACCCCCCCAAAUUGUAACCCUUCUAUUUGAAAGGAGUUUAGAGAGGAGGGCAUUGAGAAAUGAGAUGCCUUUUCAGAUUUCUAGAACAAUUCCACAAUGUCAAGCACUUAAGACGACAUUCCAGUUCUAGAAAAGCAUAUCAACAUGGUACUGACUUAUCUGUAACCAUGAGUGAGCAGAACUAUUGUAAAGGUGCUGUUACGGCCAUUUUCUAUUAUACAGUUAGUAUAUAUUAAGACAACGCUCCACUUUAUGAACUAUUAGAUAUCUAUAACAGAUCUGUAUGUAUGUAUGUGAAAUGAAUGCAUGUCAUGUGGUACAUUUUGUGUGUUUCUAGAAUAAAAAGGAGUGAAAAGUGCUUUACUGAUCAAAACUUGCUGAAUACUGUGAAACACCAAAUCCAGUUACUUACUCGUUUUUUCUAUCUCGACUAAACGACCAAUCACUUCUGUUUCUGUAAUUCACUCAAAUAAACGUAAUCACAAGCAGAGGCUAUGCUGAGGCACAAUCAAGUCAUUACAACCUUGACAGCAACAACAACAAAACACAAAAUCCAAUCGGCCACUGUAGAUUUGUCUUCGGAAAAUAAAUGAUAAAAUUACUACUGUAAAAGACAAUGAUGCGGCCACUAGAUUUUAUCUUUAGAAAGACACUCGACUGAGCCACACAGGACCAAUGACUACUGUAGUUUUCUGUUACUACUGUAAGGCCGCCCAUGACAAAGAAUUAUGGUCCACCACUACACUCACUGAAGUCCUCAGUUGAUUAGCAUAGCCAGAUUAGCAUAGCAUGCUGUCAGUGAAUGUCUGUAAGUGAAGGAUGAAGUGAAACAACCUUGAGUUAGUUCUGGGUGAAUCUUGAAGGCUAUGGCACAUUUGUGUGCCAUGGAUUUUGUCCGAAAUGGCAUCCUAUUCCCUAUAAAGUGGACUACUUUUGAUCAGAGCCCCUGUGGUAGUGCACUAUAUAGGGAAUAGGGUGCAUUUGGUGCCUUGGUAAAGAAGAGUAAAGCUCCUCUGACAGUUCUGAAGCUCAGAGCGCUUAUCUCUACAGAACAGGACUACUACUGCAGCCCACACACACACACACACACACACACACACACACUGGUGUAAGCGGAGUUGAUAUUCAUGGUUUUAAAUCCCAUACCCAUGUGGUGGAUGAUUUGGGCUGUGUGCGUGUGUGCGUACCCCAAUGUGUGUGUGUUUCAGGGAUGGGUUCAGUAAGCCAGAAACUAUAUAGAAACGAACAGAAUCCAAACUUGAAUAACAUUGAUAAAUUAGAAUAAUUGUUUUUUGUUGUGAAUAAAAUGAUCUGUUACUUGAUCCUGACUGCACAGCUACGGUAAGGAGAUUACUGUAAAUAUCUGUAAAGACUAUGGCUCUACUAUUCGUACGUUCUAAUUGUCACUCAUCAUGUUUUGUUUUGAACCAAAAAGGUGAAGAAGAAAAAGCAGGUGUAAAUGGAUGUAGCAUAUUUAAUAGAUGUAAAAUGCAUAUUAAGGGCUUUAUGGAUGGAUAAGGUUUUUCAUUCUUUGAUGUCAAAUGUUCACUUGCUGUUGCUGUUAUCGUUUGUCCAUCUGUUUUUCGAUUAACCUUAUUUUCAUAUUGGAUUCCUUCCUAAUUCUGGUGUCAGGUAUCUGAGAGUUUAACUGUCUGUUUUUAGCCUGGGUGCCAGUCUGUUUCUUGCCAACUCUGUAUGGAAUUGUCAUGUCAAACAAUGGCAAUGGAGUAGGCAAAAUCACAAACAGAUCUGGGACCAGGCUAGUCUGUGCUGUGAAAUAAUAAUAUGACUAUGUUUCACUCACCACAGUAGGAUUCACUGUAAGUUGAGCACUACAACUGUAUGUGUGUUAAGAUAAUACACUGUGCAUUAUUUCAAUGGUGAAAUUAUGAUGAUCUCUCUCUCUCUCUCACUCAUGUAUCUUCUCUAUCAAAAAUGUAACACCCAUAAUCUUUAUGCGAAUGAUUGGCAAAUGUUUGUUAGUGGGUGAAGAAUAUCAGAUGUUGGAAUUAGUCUGGUAGAAUAUGCAAGCUUUUAUGUACUACAUUACUUGGCUACUUUUCAGAUGACUUUCUGACUGCAGCUUAUAACUUGGACCAUACCGCCCCCUUAUGGUGUGUGUAUAUAUACAGUACCAGUCAAAUGUUUGGACACACCCACAUGUUCCAGGGUUUUUCUUUAUUUUGACUAUUUACUACAUUGUAGAAUAAUAGUGAAGACAUCAAAACAAUUAAAUAACACAUAUGGAAUCAUGUAGUAACCAAAAAAAGUGUUAAAUAAAUCAAAAUAUAUUUUAUAAUUGAGAUUCUUCAAAGUAAUCACCCUUUGCCUUGAUGACAGCUAUGCACUCUCUUGGUGUUCUCUCAACCAGCAUCAUGAGGUAGUCACCUGGAAUGCAUAUGAAUUAACAGGUGUGCCUUGUUAAAAGUUCAUUUGUGGAAUUUCUUUCCUUCUUAAUGUGUUUGAGCCAAUCAGUUGUGUUGUGACAAGGUAGGGGUGGUAUACAGAAGAUAGCCCUAUUUGGUAAAAUACCACUUACAUAUUAUGGCAAGAACAGAUCAAAUAAGCAAAGAGAAAUGACAGUCCAACAUUACUUUAAGACAUGAAGGUCAGUCAAUCCUAAAAAUGUCAAGAACUUUGACAGUUUCUUCAAGUGCAGUUGCAAAAACCAUCACGCGCUAUGAUAAAACUGGCUCUCAUGAGGACUGCCAUAGGAAAGGAAGACCCAGAGUUACCUCUGCUGCAGAGAAUAAGUUCAUUAGAGUUAACUGCACCUCAGAAAUUGCAUCUCAACAUCAACUGUUCAGAGAAGACUCUGAAUCAGGCCUUCAUGGUCGAAUUCCUGCAAAGAAACCACGACCAAAAUACACCAAUAAGAAGAAGAGACUUGCUUGGGCCAGGAAACACGAGCAGUGGACAUUAGACUGGUGGAAAUAUGUCCAUUGGUGUGAUGAGUCCAAAUUUGGGAUUUUUUGGUUCCAACCGCCGUGUCUUUGUGAGAUGCAGAGUAGGUGAAUGGAGGAUCGCCGCAUGUGUGGUUCCCACCGUGAAGCAUGGAGGAGGAGGUGUGGGGGUGCUUUGCUGGUGACACUGUCAAUGAUUUCUUUAGAAUUCAAGGCACACGUAACCAGCAUGGCUACCACAGCAUUUUGCAGCGAUACGCCAUCCAAUCUGGUUUGCACUUAGUGGAAUUAUCAUUUGUUUUUCAACAGGACAUUGACCCAACACACCUACGGGGUUUAUAAGGGCUAUUUGACCAAGAAGGUGAUGGAGUGCAGCAUCAGAUGACCUGGCCUCCACAAUCACCCUACCUCAAUCCAAUUAAGAUGGUUUGAAAUUAGUUGGACCGCAGAGUAAAGGAAAAGCAUCCAACAAGUGCUCAGCAUAUGUGGGAACUCCUUCAAGACUGUUGGAAAAGCAUUCCAGGUCAAGCUGGUUGAGAGAAUCAAGGCAAAGGGUGGCUACUUUGAAGAAUCUCAAAUAUAAAAUAUAUUUUGAUUUGUUUAAUCAUUUUUUGGUUACUACAUGAUUCCAUAUUUCAUAGUUUAUAUGUCUCCACUAUAAUUCUACAGUGUAGAAAAUAGUAAAAAUAAAGACUUUUCACUGGUACUGUAUAUAUAUAAAACAUUGUUCCAUAUCAUAAUCAUAAUGCCAUGUAAUUUAACAUAGUUUAUUCAAAAUAAAUAUCUCAUUUUAUACUAUUAUGGAGUUUAUUAUCAUCAUAUCUGAGAGCUAAAUAUUGUUGUAAUGACAGGUCAAGGUACUUAAUAUAGCAAUAUAUAUUUUAGGGAUGCUGUUGUAAUGAAGAGGCCUAGAGCCGUGGCUUAUUCAGACUUGAGAUAAGAACACUUAACUUGGACUUAAGUCAAGAAAUGUGGACUUAAAUCAAGGUUUUAUUGACUUAAAUCCAUGUUAACUACUUAUCUCAAGUCUAAAUUUGGCCCCUACUGAAUAUACAGUUGUCUCUUGUUUUGGUAGAUAACUGGAAUGUUUGCAGUAGUUUACAAUAUAUUCUUAUUGUUAUAUGAAUCAUUCCACUUGUUGUUAUUCUCUAACUGUUCAGAGAUGGGUGGCUCUUUAGCGUUAUUCUGUGACUGUUAGUUCUACCUUCAAAUAUAAAGGGAACCAGAUAACAUUUUGUCAUAUUUCCAAUGUUAUCAACCUGAUCACUAAGGUGGUGUUUAUUGUAUUAUAAUCACUGAAACAUCAGGAGUAGAUAAAUCAGUCAAAACUGGUAUGUGAAGAGAAAAUACAUGCACAUUUUGAAUAAUAAACUCUCAUUGUUUGUAUGUGAGGUUUUUUGCAGGCAUAUUUUACUCAAAACUUUGCAUGGAGGAAUUCCGUGGUCUAUAGAGAUCUGUUUUAUAUGUUAACGAUGGCAGAAAAUGCACAUCCUAAUCAUGAUUAUGAUGAAUUGUUUGAAAUGCACUUUAUAUUUUCAAGCGUUUUUUUCUUCAUUUCUAAGUGUUUGUUUUGGUCUGUAUUGCUACAGUUAUGUAUUAUCUGGGUGAAAAUAAAAUCUAAACUGUACUUAAACAAAUAUACAAUUAUAUUUAUUCACAAUGGCCACCAACGAUUAAUAUGUCUCAUUCACCUCAUUUGAAAAUGUUAUGUAGAUAAAGGGCAAGUAUGAUGACAUUA
Messenger RNA from Oncorhynchus masou masou (cherry salmon), 10221 nucleotides. RefSeq names its product microtubule-associated serine/threonine-protein kinase 1-like. The record is from RefSeq and is a predicted model, not a curated record. Gene Ontology annotation, biological process: cytoskeleton organization; intracellular signal transduction; peptidyl-serine phosphorylation. NCBI's taxonomy places the organism in Eukaryota, Metazoa, Chordata, Actinopteri, Salmoniformes, Salmonidae. Gene Ontology annotation, molecular function: ATP binding; protein serine/threonine kinase activity; protein binding.